Molecule: messenger RNA, 645 nt
Organism: Oreochromis niloticus (Nile tilapia)
Lineage: Eukaryota; Metazoa; Chordata; Actinopteri; Cichliformes; Cichlidae
Product: homeobox protein NANOG-like
Exons: 4
Coding region: 1-645 (214 amino acids)
Biological process (GO): regulation of transcription by RNA polymerase II
Molecular function (GO): RNA polymerase II cis-regulatory region sequence-specific DNA binding; DNA-binding transcription factor activity, RNA polymerase II-specific
Source: RefSeq, a predicted model, not a curated record
AUGGAAGAUUAUGGGAUGCACUUUUCUCCAGACUUGUGGUUUUCUGGCAGCAGCCUUGAAGGGAGUCUUCCCUUGGAAGAACUCGCUGCAUGGGCUGAGGCAGCUCUCGCUAAGGAGAUGAGAAACAACAUGUUUGAGACUGCUGAAGCUGUUUCCAGCUCUCUCACGGAGGAGGAACUGGUUUUUGCUGCCCCACGAAACCAGGAUGGCAGCAACACUGUCACAAGUACUACGUGUGUAAAGGAAGAAAAGGCCAAGGUGCUCAAAGGAAGGACCCGGGCGCUGUUCUCAGACAGCCAGUUAAAAACUCUUGUCAAUCACUUUAAUCAGAAACAUUACCCUGACCCACGGGAGAUGACAGAGUUGGCAGAGUUGACAGGACUGACCUACAAACAGGUGAAGACUUGGUUUCAAAACCGAAGGAGAAAGUUUAGGAGGAGUCCAGAUUCUCAGCAUCUCAAUCAGGGCGUCCCACUUCAUUUUCAGGGAGCGUCCUCACUCAGCGAGCAACUGGACAUCAGCUUCAUGAGAAUGGGCCCACUUUCCUCAUGCUGUGGGCAAUGUUGUCCCUGGACCUCAAUGGACCCUCCACAACUCACCUCAGAUGUUUGGCUGGUCGAUGCCACCAGGCAAUGGACAUUAUGA